AUGUCGCUGAAAUUGCCCCAGAAUCCCAACAGCGGAUUGUUCAAGCAAGGAUAUAACAGUUAUUCCAAUGCCGAUGGACAGAUCAAUAAGUCUAUUACUGCGAUUCGCGAAAUUCACCAGAUGUGUCUCACUUCAAUGGGUCCCUGUGGUAGAAACAAAGUCAUUGUGAACCAUUUAGGUAAAAUCAUUGUCACAAAUGAUGCUGCCACUAUGCUUAGAGAGUUGGACAUUGUUCACCCAGCCGUGAAGGUUUUGGUGAUGGCUACAGAGCAGCAGAAAAUUGAUAUGGGUGAUAACACCAACUUUGUAAUGAUUCUCGCUGGUGAGCUUUUGAUGGUGUGUGAGAAGCUAAUCGCAUUGGGCUUAUCAGCUGUGGAGAUUAUCCAGGGUUACAAUAUGGCCAAGGAUUUCACUUUAAAAGAACUAGACAAUUUGGUCGUAGGUGAAAUUACCAAGAAGAAUGAUAAAGAGGAACUUAUCAAAGUGAUCAAGCCAGUGAUAUCUUCUAAGAAGUUUGGCUUCGAAGACUUGUUGAGCAAAUUGGUGGCUGAAGCAGUCUCUCAUGUUUUGCCUGCAUCCGAAUCUAAAUCUCCAUUUUUUAAUGUAGACUCCAUCAGAGUUGUCAAGAUAAUGGGUGGCUCUUUAUUCAACUCAACCGUUGUUAAAGGUAUGGUUUUCAACCGUGAACCCGAGGGUCAUAUAAAGUCAUUGGCAGAAGGCGUCAAGCAUAAAGUUGCUGUGUUCACUUGCCCUAUCGACAUUGCCAAUACGGAAACCAAGGGAACGGUGCUCUUGCACAAUGCACAAGAAAUGCUAGACUUUUCAAAAGGUGAAGAACAACAAAUCGAUAGUAUGAUCAAGGAGAUCGCCGAUAUGGGGGUUUCGUGUGUCAUUGCGGGUGCAGGUGUCGGCGAACUGGCAUUGCAUUAUUUGAACAGACACAAAAUUCUUGUGCUAAAGGUUCCAAGUAAGUUCGAAUUGAGAAGAAUAUGCAGAGUUUGUGGUGCUACUCCUUUGCCUCGUCUGGGAGCUCCUACUCCAGAAGAGAUCGGUAUUGUCGAAACUGUGAAGACCAUGGAGAUCGGAGGUGAUAGAGUUACUGUCUUUAAACAGGAAUCGGAUGAGAUCACAAGAACUGCCACCAUUGUAUUAAGAGGAGCCACUCAGAAUAACUUGGACGACAUCGAGAGAGCUAUUGACGAUGGUGUUGCUGCUAUCAAGGGGUUGAUGAAACCUGCUGGGGGGAAAUUACUAGCUGGUGCUGGUGCCACAGAGAUUGAACUUGUUUCCAGAAUUACCAAGUAUGGUGAUAAGACUCCAGGUCUUCUACAACUCGCCAUCAAACAAUUCGCAAUUGCAUUCGAAGUGGUCCCACGUACGCUUGCCGAAACAGCGGGUCUCGAUGUUAACGAAGUUUUGCCUAACUUGUACGCUGCUCACACUGUCAUCAACGAAGAAGAAGCAUCUUCCGAUAAAGAUGGUCUAUUCAAGGGUAUCGAUAUUACAAAUGAGACCCCAGAGGGUGUCAAGGAUAUCAGAGAAGAUGGUAUCUACGAUAUGCUUGCUGCCAAGAAAUUCGCCAUCAACGUCGCCACUGAAGCAGCAACAACAGUGCUGUCAACAGACCAAAUUAUUAUGGCCAAGAGAGCUGGUGGUCCAGCACCACCCCCACAGGGCCCAAGACCCGGCAAUUGGGAUCAAGACGAUUAG
Molecule: messenger RNA, 1710 nt
Organism: Torulaspora delbrueckii
Lineage: Eukaryota; Fungi; Ascomycota; Saccharomycetes; Saccharomycetales; Saccharomycetaceae
Gene: CCT8
Product: chaperonin-containing T-complex subunit CCT8
Exons: 1
Coding region: 1-1710 (569 amino acids)
Biological process (GO): protein folding
Cellular component (GO): chaperonin-containing T-complex
Molecular function (GO): ATP binding; ATP-dependent protein folding chaperone; ATP hydrolysis activity
Source: RefSeq, a predicted model, not a curated record